AUUUGUUGAAUUGGUGGUUAUAUAAAGUCCGGAAGUCUCUCCAAGUUUCUUCAUCCUUGUCUCCUCCAAAACUUAUACGUCGGGUAAGGUUUCCCAGCUAAAAAAAGAAAAAGAAAAAAACCUUACCCUUCCCGGCUUUCUAUUAUUCUGUUGAAUUUGUUGCAGAAUUCUCGAGCAAAGCAAAGUACAUUUAUGGUUGAAUUAGACGUUCAGAUCCCAACAGCUUUUGACCCCUUCUCCGAAGCCAAAGACGCGGAUGCCCCCGGAGCCAAGGAGUAUGUGCAUAUCAGGGUGCAGCAGAGAAAUGGAAAGAAGUGCCUGACGACAGUUCAAGGGCUGAAGAAAGACUUCAGCUACGGCAAGAUCCUCAAGGACCUCAAAAAGGAGUUCUGCUGCAACGGCAAUGUGGUUCAGGACAAAGAGCUAGGCAAGAUAAUUCAGCUCCAAGGCGAUCAACGCAAGAACGUGCUGCAGUUUCUCGUUCAGGCCAAGAUUGUUAAGAAGGAUCAGAUCAAGAUUCAUGGUUUCUGAGGACUUGGAGUCGUGCUCGAGUUUGUUACUGUUGUAUUAAGUUUGCGACGAGCUCCUCCUGGAACCUCCUGGAACCUCCUGGCUUGUUAAUUUGCUGGGGUUGUAAUAACAGAAUUGUCUAUAUUUUGUGGAAUUUAUAGACAUUUGAUGCAUGAUGCUGGUCUUUGUUAAUUUGCUUCCUUGUUUGUUGGUUGAUGAGGAUUUCAGUUCAAUUUUAUGGGAUUUCAUUGUUAAUCAA
Messenger RNA from Malus domestica (apple), 769 nucleotides. RefSeq names its product protein translation factor SUI1 homolog. Gene Ontology annotation, molecular function: translation initiation factor activity; RNA binding. The record is from RefSeq and is a predicted model, not a curated record. NCBI's taxonomy places the organism in Eukaryota, Viridiplantae, Streptophyta, Magnoliopsida, Rosales, Rosaceae. Gene Ontology annotation, biological process: translational initiation.